AUGACAAGUUAUUACAACCCCAGCUGCGAGCGGUAUAUUCAAAGGACCAAUGAUUCAACGUCACACAGACUUAAAAAUGCUUACUGGACUACCAAACAAGCAGUUAUUAAGAAACUGCGUCGAAAGCAAGACGAAAAUAUUGUAGCUUCCGACUCCGAUCUUGACGCAAAGUUGGAGGUAAAAAACACCCUAUUUAUCACUCCUUUAGCUGUUAAAAUCUGUUCAGUUGACAUGUCGAGAUCUUGA
Molecule: messenger RNA, 246 nt
Organism: Schistosoma mattheei
Lineage: Eukaryota; Metazoa; Platyhelminthes; Trematoda; Strigeidida; Schistosomatidae
Source: the annotation of a GenBank genome assembly